This is a messenger RNA of Suillus discolor, 1584 nucleotides long. RefSeq lists its product as uncharacterized. The record is from RefSeq and is a predicted model, not a curated record. The coding region runs from base 1 to 1584 and encodes 527 amino acids. The transcript has 13 exons. Lineage: Eukaryota; Fungi; Basidiomycota; Agaricomycetes; Boletales; Suillaceae.
AUGGACUUGCAUCCACGGCUACGACGCAAGGCAAAAGAUCAGGCUCUAGACAAUCCAGUUUGGGGACCACUCCGCCAAAACAAACGGGCACGCAAGCACGAACGCUCACCCACUGAUGAUAUUGCACCUAUUCCAAAACGGGUCAAGUCAGUCAAAAGUGGUGGAACGAAAGCAAGCGUGCCAGAACCUCCCCUCAGAACUGGAAAAAGCAAAAGCUGCAAGCGGCCACCACCUCUCGCAUCAGACUCUGAGGACAACAUGGAGGUUAGCCAACCUCAGCGGUUAAAGAAGAGGGCUCGUGUCAGUGUUGAACCGUCAGAUAUUGAUUCGGACACUGCUAGCAAGCAGAGUGUCUCUGAUAGAGCUUCCAGCUCCGAAAUUGAAAUGUCGGACUCAGGAUCAGAGCCAGUCGAGAGCAUCGCAAAAGCUCUGUUUGAAGAGGUUCCUGCAAUUGUCAAUACGCAGGCAGACCGCCAGAAAAAGCCUGCAAAGAGUAAGUCUGGCAGACCUCGGAAGACCAGAUAUACUCUGUCCCGGUCACCAACACCUCCACCACCUGUAUGGGGCUCACAAUACAGGCCUUGGAGUGCGAAAGAAAAGAAAUAUACUGCCGAAAUCCCCAUGUGGGACUCUCCAAUGACGAGGUCAUCCUUUGGACCGCAGCCUCUCAAACACAGUAGCAAGAGCAAUACGCCCUCCUCCGCAGUACAAGUCAAGGAAGAUGAGGAAGACCUUUCCAUCCUCGAAAUCAAACCUGAGCCCGAUGUGCCCCCACAUGCUGACAUGAUGGCUGAUCUUGUCUACACGAAGACUGGGUCAGUGCGACUUACGGACCAGAACACGGAGCUUCGCAAGGUGAUCCAUCAUGGUAUCCUCGAGGUCAAGGCAUACAUUGCCUUCAAGCACGGGUACCCUGAAAUUGUGGCCAAGAACUCAUAUGCGCGGGAAAUCUUACUUCAGGCUGCGAAGCACCACAAGACAGCGCCAAUUGAGAAACGGAUGUAUGUUGAUGAUGAGUAUUUGUCGGCACUUGCCAAUCUAAUUGAUGCUCGUGCGAGCCUCUUCCGCACUGAAAUCAAGGACGUCGCCUAUAAAUAUGCCCCAGGCUACUUUCGACUCGGCCGUGACUGCAAUGCUAUCGUUGACCGUCUCCUUGCGGGUCAUUCCUACAUUUUUCCGCAGACAUUUGAUGCUGAGGGUCUUCCUUCUCCAAAACGACAGAAGCCAUAUCAAGGGCAGCCCAUAGUCGACACUCUAUACGAGACAUUCUUCAAAAACACGAAGUCAGUUGAAAUCCCUAUCCCCAUGUUGGCCAUGGUCAGCACAGCUAUCCAUGCUGUUCUCGUUGCAAAGAAGAACAAGGCAGGUGAAGAUUUCAAGUUCACUGGUAACCAAUUCUGUGAUAUCUAUACAUACCACGUGGCAUUGUUGGAGAGAAUCCGAAGGACGGCUCCUGUCAAGUUUCACAAAAUGAUGGCCGAUAUUUACGAGGAGGUCCAGCAUUUACGUCGUGACACAAUUGGAGUCUAUGACAAAGAUACCGAUCUAGCAUUCUUGGACCUUGAGGGAAUGGAUGACGAGUAG